Uncinocarpus reesii 1704 is the source of this 1815-nucleotide messenger RNA. RefSeq lists its product as uncharacterized. The record is from RefSeq and is a predicted model, not a curated record. Gene Ontology annotation, biological process: ubiquitin-dependent protein catabolic process; establishment or maintenance of cell polarity. The coding region runs from base 1 to 1815 and encodes 604 amino acids. The transcript has a single exon. NCBI's taxonomy places the organism in Eukaryota, Fungi, Ascomycota, Eurotiomycetes, Onygenales, Onygenaceae. Gene Ontology annotation, cellular component: MUB1-RAD6-UBR2 ubiquitin ligase complex.
AUGCGGGAAGUCAAUUUCAGCAUUCCGAGCGUCAAUAAGGCGGCUGUGAGCAUAACCACAACCCUAUACGACCGCCGUGCUCUGGAUUGUACUUCGACGCUUCCGCUUAUAAAUUCGUUGAACCAUCUUGCUUACCUCACUACCUCCUCCGCUCGUAUUCGCGACAUCCUGACUGUCGAUGGAGGCAUCGAACGCCUGGUCUGUAUCCUCAAGGAGGGACGCAGCAGGGACCUGAUGGAGAUGUGGAAGUGGAAUCUUGCUUUCCAGUGUAUUGUGAAUAUCGGCGUGCGAGGCUCGGAAAAUGUGCGAACACGAGUCGUGGAGGCUGAUAUGGUCCCGGUGAUUGCCACCAUUCUCGAAAAUUACAUUCAAGUGGUCGACAAGGUCCGGAGUUCAAGUGAGUCGGAAGCUCAGCGAAGUUCGGCCAAAACCCCAAAGUCCCAGCCCCGCCCCCGGGAGCAAGUCGUUCGCCCAUCGUUCGAUCGCGCUGCGACGUCGAUCUCAGAUCAUCGUACGACUCGGCGGCAAGCGCCCCCGCCGUCCAUAGCAAUACCUCAUCCUUUUUCCCAAGACGCCCGUCAAACAGAUGGCGGAACAAUGGAAAUCACCCCCUCUCCACAGAUGGUCUUGACAUCUCCCCCAGAGCGCACUGCUUUCCCUCGUGAAAUGCAUUCGCACCGCAACCUUCAGCCGGGUGGCCAUCGUCACCGAAUCAUACAGCCUUUGGCAACGGCUGUCCCGUCAAUAGAUACCGCUGAUGGUUUUGGACUCCGACCAGUUCGUGAUGUGGAUCGAUUACCGUCACAGGUCCCCGGGUUGCAAACUGGACUUACCUCUCAGCCAGAGUCUCCAACCACACCCCACACUGCCGCUGAUCCACAAGCCAUCCCUCAGUACAAUGCAAGAGCGAGGAGACGACCCUCUGUCCGCCAACAGCGAUCCACGUCUGGCGAGUCCGAUGAUGGGAAUGGAGAAGAUGUCGUCAUGGGAGAAGACUCAGCGGAGCCGAAUGUGGCUGAGCCAAUAAUUGGGCUCCAAACUGGUAUGGAGAUUGAGAAUGUUGGGGAUCAAGAUACCAUGAUGGAUGACGGUACAGACUCUCAUGGAAUUGCCCUUUCGAACCCGUCGGAGCAGCCUGAUGCAGAAACGUUCAAUAUUACUCACCGCUCCGUUCCCGAUGGAAGUUUGAUGAACCCGGCAGCGCAGCAAACUAAUGGCGCGAUCACUCUCCCCCCUACCCGUAUUGCUGUUACGGGUACUCCCAUAAUCCACCAGAUACCUUACCCGUAUUAUCUCCGUGAUCGCACCGUGUCACACGCAGUUUUGACCGCAUUGCCCCGGGACGAGGACGUGCUCAUGGCACUCCAGCUUUUGGCAUAUGUGUCCAAAUAUUGCAGUCUACGAUCAUAUUUCCAGAAUACCCAUCUUGUUCCUAAAUUGAAGAUUGGAAAGGAUAUCAAUUUGCUGGACGAUCUGAAAGGCCAAUCGAUCCCACCGACAGAGCCCGGCGAGGAAGCAGAAGAGUACUUAUUACCCGACGACUUCAACAUCUUCCCUCUAGUUGAGAAAUUUACUGUUAGACACCAUACGAAAGAUAUGCAAUAUUGGGCUUGCGUGGUUAUGAGAAAUCUGUGUCGUAAGGACGAUUCGCGCGGUGGCAUUCGACAGUGCGCCUACUACAAAUGUGGCAAAUGGGAAGAAUACCAGAGACAGUUUGCCAAAUGCCGCCGCUGUCGACGCACAAAAUAUUGCAGCAAGGAAUGCCAGAAAAAUGCCUGGGUAUAUCAUCGGCAUUGGUGCCACAGCUCUCCCUAA